UCUGGGUGUAGCCGACACUGAAUGACUGCAACGACCACCCGAGUUUGAAGAUUUUAAAGCACAAGCCAAGACACCGCUCUAUCCUAUCUGCCAUCUACGAGCCAUGGAAGUCAAUAGGACCACCAUCCUUGCAGGUGUGACGACAGUCGCCGUGGGUGUUGUAGCAUACGCCGCCUACUUCGACUACAGGCGCCGCAACGACCCGACAUUCCGUAAAGCCAUUCGGCGAGAGCAGAAGCGUGUGUCAUCCCUCGAGAAGGAGAAAGCGCGCGAGGCCCAGGUGGGAGAGGAAGAGACCCUCAAGAGGGCUCAUAGGCAGGCAAUGGAUGAGCCUCUGCCAUCUUCGCCAGAGGAGAAGGAGCAGGCCUUCAUGCAGGAAGUGGCUCGCGGAGAGCAGCUCUAUGCGUUGGGCGAGUCAAGCAAAUAUGACGCUGCUAUAUGCUUCUACAGGGCACUCAAAAUGUAUCCCCAGCCUGAGGAGCUCACCAGGAUUUACGCUCAAACGAUCCCACCGCACGUCUUUGAAGUGGUGCUCAAGCUCGUCAAGCUUGACGAUGAAGAGCGUGAGGAGUCUCUCAAUGAAAAGGUCGAAUAAGAUAGGCGCCAUCGUGACCACAGACCCGCUAUUGGAUAUAAACGCAGUUCAGCUCAUUGUGCAUCCCCUUUCACUGACCGAUGGAUUCGCUGUGGUUGAUGAGCAGUGAGCAAAUCUGACAUGCAGCUUCCCAGUCCGCCGGGACUCAAAGGAUGAAUGUCCAUGUAGAGAUGAACAGCAUUGAGUCUGAAAAUUGUCAUGUGUCACUUGCUCGUGGAAGGUCUCUCAGUGUGGCCGACCUGAUAGUCGCCGGCGACUUCUUGAGCUGAGACUGGAUAUCCAGAGGCAGCUGAGGAUGCUGUACGUGAAUGCCUCCUUGAGUGUGAAAACGUCCUCGUGCCUGAAUCAACUCAAUCAAGACUCUGAUCGUCGCGAACCACAAAUUCUGCAG
Messenger RNA from Protomyces lactucae-debilis, 986 nucleotides. RefSeq names its product mitochondrial outer membrane translocase complex, subunit Tom20 domain-containing protein. The record is from RefSeq and is a predicted model, not a curated record. Gene Ontology annotation, cellular component: mitochondrial outer membrane translocase complex; mitochondrial outer membrane. NCBI's taxonomy places the organism in Eukaryota, Fungi, Ascomycota, Taphrinomycetes, Taphrinales, Protomycetaceae. The transcript has 2 exons. The coding region runs from base 104 to 595 and encodes 163 amino acids. Gene Ontology annotation, molecular function: transmembrane protein transporter activity. Gene Ontology annotation, biological process: tRNA import into mitochondrion; protein targeting; protein import into mitochondrial matrix.